AUGGAGCAGAUGGGUCUGGAACAGCGCUUCCGGGAGGACACUCCCAUCUCGAUAAACAUCAACGGCAUGACCUCCUCAAAUGUUGCCUACUGCGCUGCAGGCUUUGCAAGGUGCUGGAAAUGUUGCCUCGUGACUUUGGUCAUGCAGCUGAUCUUGGGCAUGUUCGUCAGGAAUUGCAAGGCUGCAGAGGCUAAGGUCAGAGCUUGGCCGAAAAUAACGACAGCUCUUGGAGCCUGCUCCGGUGUGCGAGGGCUCGUGAUGGAGACGUCAGUCAUGCAUUGGCGCAAUGGCCCGUGCUACAAAUACACAAAGCACGUGGUGAUGCCUGCUGCGGAAUGGUCAUGCAGAGCGCAAUGCAACUGUUGUGUUUGUCAGUUCUUACCGCGAUUUAGGGCUCAGACGUGUUCUGAAAAUAGCUUGCGUGCCUCACUGCACGAAGUGGGUUCAGUCGCAUCAUCGACUCUUGUGCCCAGCAUCAUUUGA
Molecule: messenger RNA, 483 nt
Organism: Symbiodinium sp. CCMP2456
Lineage: Eukaryota; Dinophyceae; Suessiales; Symbiodiniaceae
Source: the annotation of a GenBank genome assembly